Molecule: messenger RNA, 1287 nt
Organism: Humulus lupulus (European hop)
Lineage: Eukaryota; Viridiplantae; Streptophyta; Magnoliopsida; Rosales; Cannabaceae
Product: 8-amino-7-oxononanoate synthase-like
Exons: 5
Coding region: 159-692 (177 amino acids)
Source: RefSeq, a predicted model, not a curated record
AUAUGCAGCCUCGAAAUAAAAUUUUAAUGCUUUGCCUUAAACCUUUGAGGCUCAACUACUAAACUACGAGUUUUGAUUAGUUUCAUCUACCUCCAAGUCCAAGUCCAAGUCCAAGUCCAACUACUCAACUCUCUUCUCUCUCUCUGCAAACGACCACAAUGAGCUUAUGGGAUUACUGGAUUGAAGAGGCUCUUUCAAAGCUCGACUCUUUGCAACUUCCCCGUUCUCUCAGACCCAUUUACCUCCGCAAUGAACCAGAACACCCCAUCAACACUGCUUCCUCAAAAUCAUCCAUUCAAGAUGAAUUCCAGGUGUUCGACGAAUUGCAUACAUGGGACCGUUCCUCCGUUGAGAUUGAGAUUUCAGAUGCCACCUUCCAGAAUUGGGUCCAUCACAUUUCUUCUUUCAACUCUGUCCCAAGGGAUGAGGCUGACGAUAGUAGAGAUGUUUUAGCUAAUCCUAAAACAGGGGAGCGUCCUCAGAGUUUCAAGAAGCUGCUACUUUUAUUUUCUGGAAAUGAUUACUUGGGGUUGAGCUCACAUCCUACUAUUGGAAAAGCUGCUGCUGCAAAGGCAGCGCUGAAACAUGGAAUGGGCCCCCGAGGUUCUGCUCUAAUAUGUGGAUAUACCAAUUACCAUCGGCUACUCGAGUCAUGCUUGGCAGACUUAAAAAGAAGAAAGAGAAGGAAAUGAUCCUGUGCCUGUGCCUGUGCCCCCUCCCCUGACCAAUGCAGCUUUUUUCUUAUUGUUGAAUAAGAAAAGAUGCAUGAUACAUUGUUGGGUUGAAAUCAAAUUAGAUUCAAUAUCAUAUCCAUGGUUUCUUGUAUGAUCUUUUUUUUUCCUUCAUAUUUGACAUUUCCUCAAUUUGGUAUUUCAACUGCAAACUGAUGAUGAUCUUGUUUGAACUUUAUUAUGGGGUAGGGUUUGCUGCUAAUAUCAAUAUGGCCUUGAUGGUAACGUUGGGCAAUGUUGGCUCUCUCCUGGCCUCUGCCUCAAAGCCUUUGGAGCAUGAAAGGGUUGCCAUUUUUUCUGAUGCGUUCAACCAUGCUUCAAUAAUUGAUGAUGGUAUUCGUCUUGCCCAGCGACAGUCUAGUGUAGAGGUUUUCAUCUAUAGACACUGCAACAUGACUCACCUUAAGAGACACUGUUGCUCAUGGAACAUUUGUUUGUGGGAAAAAUGGAGGUGGAGUGGCUGAAGAGUUUAACUGUGAGAAAGAUAUUGAUAUUUGUGUUGGCACUCUGAGCAAAGCUGUUGGUUGCCUUGCCAUGGAGGAUUUAUAGCUUGCAG